AUGGGACGACUCCUUCCACAUCCUAAUAUUCUUUCUGUUCUUGAUGCUUUUGAAGCCGGUGACAGUCUUUAUACCGUAACCGACAUGAUAUAUGGACGAUUAGUUGACAUUUUCGAUAAGAAUCUUUAUCAUUUUGUCACAGCGAAAAUUGUCUAUCAGCUCUUAUCGGCUUUAGAACCAUUGCAUUCAAAAGGAUUCCAUCAUGGAAACAUCACAUGGAACUCUGUUUUUAUUAACACGGAUGCGGUGCUGAAAUUGUCUUCCUACGGUGAUGUAGCUCAAAAUGCUAGUGAGGAAAAGUUUAGAGAAGACAUCACCUCUGUCGGAUCGAUACUUGCACGUUUACUACUUGAAGAAGGGUCUUUCUUGAAGCUAUCAAAAAUCAAAAGUCAUAAUGAGCUGGAAUGGCGAACGAUCCUGCAGGGCAAUGUCGAAUCGGGUCUUGUUGAUGAGUUGAUUAGCUACCUCGCAAAGAAUAUACAAUUUUUCAGUAAAAUUCAAAAUGAGUAA
Messenger RNA from Cylicocyclus nassatus, 510 nucleotides. The record is from the annotation of a GenBank genome assembly. NCBI's taxonomy places the organism in Eukaryota, Metazoa, Nematoda, Chromadorea, Rhabditida, Strongylidae.